Messenger RNA from Funneliformis geosporum, 1995 nucleotides. Lineage: Eukaryota; Fungi; Glomeromycota; Glomeromycetes; Glomerales; Glomeraceae. The record is from the annotation of a GenBank genome assembly.
AUGAGCGAAAAAACUGAAGUCAAUUCUGACAAUUCUGAGAAAGAUGUAGAAAAAAAAGAUUUGAUUACUGAAGAUGAUUCUAUAAUUCCAAUGGCUGUUAAUACCAAUGAUGAUCCAAGUUUACCUUGCUUAACAUUUAGAUUUUGGGUUUUGAGUACGUUCUUCACGACACUUGGCGCAGGAAUAUCCACAUUUUACUUGUAUCGUCCGAAUGGUCAAAUUUACUCCGUCUUUUUUGUGUUGCUGGCAUCUUUUUUCAUGGGACAAAUGAUGUCUAAGGUGCUUCCAACGAGAACAUUUCGAAUUUGGCGAUGGGAGUUUAGCCUCAACCCAGGUCCAUUCAAUGUCAAAGAGCACGUUUGUAUAGUAGUAGCUGCAAGUACUGGAGGCACAUCGGCUUAUGCUAUUGAAAUCAUUUCAAUACAAGAACUUUUCUAUAACACCCACAUACCCUUUUUAAAAGGUUUCUUUCUGAUUUUAAGUACUCAAGUUUUGGGAUUCGGAAUGGCAGGAUUUCUUAGAAAAUAUCUGGUUCGUCCUGCAAACAUGAUUUGGCCGGUUAACCUUGUAUACUCGAAUAUGUACAAUACACUUCACGACAGUUUACCCGAAGCACGUAAAAAGCUUCGAUACUUUGCUAUUGGAUUCGUCAUUGUAUUCAUUUGGCAAUUUGUACCGGUAUACAUGUUUAACAUGUUAACAAGUAUAGCUCUCUUAUGCCUAAUUGCUCCAUUCAAUAAGACAAUGAAUAGAUUAGGAAGCGGAUAUUAUGGUUCUGGAAUUUUAAAUUUUACAUUGGAUUGGAAUGCAAUCGGACAAUUUGGACCAUUAUAUACCCCAUGGCAUACCGGUUCUUUAGAUGUCACCGCUUACGAAAAUUACAGUCCGGUAUAUCUAUCGACUAGCUUCGCUUUUACUUAUCUAUAUUCCUUCAUGAUGCUUACUGCGACCAUAAGUCACGUGUACUUAUUUUAUGGCGAUGAAAUUUGGAGAAGAUUUAAAGCCAGUCGCAAAGAAGAGGAGAGUGAUGUUCAUUGCAAAUUGAUGGAUAAAUACCCAGAGGUUCCAAAUUCAUGGUAUAUGACGAUAUUUGUUGCCAUGUUAGCAAUUGCCAUUGCACUUGGAUACAUAACGGAAGCGCAUUUACCAUGGUGGGCACUAUUACUGGCUGUUGCAAUUGCAGUAAUUAUGGUGCUUCCAAUCGGAGUAUUAACGGCGAUAUCAUCAAAUACCAAUCUCGGACUGAAUGUGAUAACCGAAAUGAUUUGUGGUUAUAUGCUUCCUGGAUAUCCCAUUGCCAAUGUGUACUUUAAAACUUAUGGUUACAUGGCAUUGUACCAGUGUCUUCUCUUAGUGUCCGACCUUAAGCUUGGUCAUUAUAUGAAAAUUCCUCCACGAUACAUGUUUAUUUCUCAAAUUUAUGCUACGGUUAUUGGAGGUCUUGUAAAUUAUUGGGUUUGCCAACUUAUUAUUCAAACAAAGCGACCAUUUCUUGACGGUACAGAAGAUGAUCCAACCGGCCAAUGGGCAGCUAAUGGUUCACAAGUUUUUAACACGGCAUCAAUCGUAUGGGGCUUGAUUGGACCAGAAAAAACGUUUGGGCCCGGUUCUUUUUAUCAACCAUUACUAUGGGGAUUCUUAAUUGGGUUUAUUUUACCAAUCCCGAUUUACUUGUUACAUCGAAAAUACCCAAAAGUUGGGUUCAAUUUGGUGAACAUACCAUUACUUUGCACUGGACUUUCUAUAAUUCCUGAAUAUUAUAGAAAUUUUAUAAUUGUUGGAUUUUUGACAAGUUUCGCUAGUCAGUUUUAUGCCUAUCGAUACAAGAAUAAAUAUAAUUAUGCACUUUCCGCGGCAUUGGAUAGCGCAGCACAAAUUUCUACGAUGGUUAUCUUCUUUUGUCUUAAUGGAGUUGCUCAGGUACCGUUUCCAGAAUGGUGGGGAAGUAAUGCUGAAACUCAAGGGGAAAGAUGCUUCGUUUCAAAGGAGAUUUGA